This is a messenger RNA of Hibiscus syriacus, 1354 nucleotides long. Its product is annotated as zinc finger protein-like 1. Gene Ontology annotation, cellular component: Golgi apparatus. The record is from RefSeq and is a predicted model, not a curated record. Lineage: Eukaryota; Viridiplantae; Streptophyta; Magnoliopsida; Malvales; Malvaceae.
AAUCAAAGCUUCGAUUUUUUUAGCUUGGGUGUAUAAAAAUAAAUUUUCCAUAUUCAUUUCAACUCAGAUCUUUCCUUCUCCGUGUCUUGAUCUUAUGCUUGACCUUAAACCCUAGCUAUUUUUCACCUUAAUCCGCUUCUAAAAUCGGUUACGGAAUCGAAUUUAUCAAGUGAUUCAAUCCCGUGCUUGAUCGCUUAUCUAUGCAAUGGUGGUCUGCAAAUGCCGCAAGGCGACAAAGUUAUAUUGUUUUGUGCACAAGGUCCCUGUUUGUGGAGAAUGCAUUUGUUUUCCUGAGCACCAAAUAUGCGUGAUUCGUACUUACUCCGAAUGGGUAAUAGAUGGAGAGUAUAACUGGCCUCCCAAGUGUUGCAAAUGCCAAGCUGUGCUUCAGGAGGGGGAUGGCUCUGAAACUACUCGGUUGGGUUGCUUAGAUGUCAUACACACAAAUUGUUUAAUUUCACAUGUCAAAAGCUUUCCUCUGCACACUGCACCCGCUGGCUAUACUUGUCCUUCAUGUUCUACAUCUAUAUGGCCUCCCAAGAGUGUUAAAGAUUCAGCAUCCUGUCUUCAUUCACUGCUGAAGGAGGCUAUCAUGCAGACUGGCAUGGAGAAGAAUUUGUUCGGAAAUCAUCCUCCACCAGCAUUUACUUCAGAUCCAUUGAUGAACAUAAACUCUACCGGAGGAAGGGAGCAUGGUGGGAAUUCAUCUCCUGCUGUGUCAAAAGAUGAAGCAUACUCAACUAUUGGAAGACCUUCUAAACUUAUGGUGUCCGAAAUAACGGAGAUAGAUGGUCCUAGUUCGGCUGAGAAUUACAUGAAAGCCUCUAGUCCUGUUGGUCCUGUGGCUACAACACGUAGUACAGUUCAUGUUGAUACAAAUCCAGAAAUCUCAUAUUAUGCCGAUGAUGAAGAGGGAAAUCGUAAAAAGUAUUCUCGAAGGGGUUCACUACGCCAUAAGUUUCUCAGAUCAUUGAUUCCCUUCUGGUCAAGUGCAUUACCUACUCUACCGGUGACUGCACCUCCCCGUAAAGAUGCAGAUGAUGGCCCUGAAGGUCGGUUGAAGCAUCAAAGGUCAACGCGGAUGGAUCCACGAAAAAUCCUUCUUGCCAUGGCAAUCAUGGCGUGCAUGGCGACUAUGGGUAUCCUGUAUUACAGAAUCGCACAAAGGUCUCUAGGCGAGGGACUCAUGGACGAGGAGCCAGUAGUACUUAGUAACUGAUUAAAAAUUCUACUCUGUCAUUGACUUGUUGCCCUUUCUUUCCCUUCAACGGCAGAGGUUGGAUUUAAGCACACUUGUCAUCUCAAUGUCUUGUACCAACUUCGGAUACAAGGAUCAUCUUAUUUUGAAACACAC